UGCUUAUGUUCUUUAUAUGUCAAGUUGGUGAUAUAAUGUGCUUCUUUGACACAAAGUAACUAACGGGUUGGACAGAGGCCCAUCCAGGAAGCCACUAUACAAAUAAACGAAGGGCUAAUUAUACACUACUUUGCCCUUGAAGCCAGGCACACACUGGAGAAUAAAUCCUGCUUGUAUUUACCAUUAAGUUUCUUCUGUUGGUAAAUUGUCUCAUUCAGGAUGGUGAAGACUUGAUGGAUGAGAGCGUGUUGAAAUUCUACACUCAACAAUGGGAAGAUUAUCGGUUUUCAAGCAAAGUGCUGAAUGGAAUUUGUGCCUAUCUCAAUCGACACUGGGUUCGUCGUGAAUGUGAUGAAGGCCGAAAGGGAAUAUAUGAAAUUUAUUCCCUUGCACUGGUGACCUGGCGGGACUGCUUGUUCAAGCCGCUAAAUAAGCAGGUAACAAAUGCUGUGUUGAAGCUGAUUGAAAAAGAAAGAUAUGGUGAAACUAUCAAUACAAGACUGAUCAGUGGAGUUGUACAAUCUUAUGGUAAAAUUAAUAUUAAUGAUUGUUGGGUUUUUUUAAUGCUAUUGUUGUAAAGUUUAAAAUGUGGUUUGUAUAUGGUCCCUUCUUGCUUCUAUGUGAAGUAAUUUGAAAUAUGUAAUAUU
Molecule: messenger RNA, 647 nt
Organism: Protobothrops mucrosquamatus (brown spotted pit viper)
Lineage: Eukaryota; Metazoa; Chordata; Lepidosauria; Squamata; Viperidae
Product: cullin-1-like
Exons: 3
Coding region: 234-578 (114 amino acids)
Biological process (GO): SCF-dependent proteasomal ubiquitin-dependent protein catabolic process; protein ubiquitination
Cellular component (GO): SCF ubiquitin ligase complex
Molecular function (GO): ubiquitin protein ligase binding
Source: RefSeq, a predicted model, not a curated record